AUGUACGGCAAGACUGAUGUCAAUACCGUUGAAUUUAGUCGGCGUACUAUUGAGGCUAUGCAACCGAACACGAGCCCGAUCGUCGCGCGAGACAUUGUCAUGGAUGUAGGGCAUGCACAGACAGAGGAUGUCGAUGUCGACGAAAGUAUAUUCGUUGUUCAUCAUCAUGCGUAUACAGCGAGUCUGGGCCAUACAGAUCUCAUUACCCGGCUCAAUGUUGGAAUUGACUUGCAGAUGCUGGUCGAUCUAAACGCAUUUGAGGGGACAAGUGAUCAAUACGUUGCUGUGUUCGAGAAGGUGGAUUCGAGGUUCGGUCUCGGGCCAUAUAUCCAGACCGUGAGAAUCGCGCCCGCUGAGAUGAAACGGUUUCGAAGGAGUGAACUGGAUUCUCACAGUUACAUGUCCUGUUACUACACCAGCUUGAAGCCAGCCGGUGCGAGACGUGUGAGAACCGCUGUAGUUAGCAGAAUCACUAAAGUCAAAGAUAGGGAUGUUGAAGACAUGAGCAUUGCUGGCCGAGAGGAAUCAAAGCGUUGGCCGGGCAAUAAUGCGGGACGUGUUCUCUGA
Molecule: messenger RNA, 567 nt
Organism: Dothidotthia symphoricarpi CBS 119687
Lineage: Eukaryota; Fungi; Ascomycota; Dothideomycetes; Pleosporales; Dothidotthiaceae
Exons: 3
Coding region: 1-567 (188 amino acids)
Source: RefSeq, a predicted model, not a curated record